AUGGACUCCCUCGACAAGGCGUCAUCCACAGCUUUCACUAUUGAUAAUAUCCCUUUUGGGGUCAUCAGUACUCCCGAUAAUCCCACCCCAAGAUGUGCCACCGCCUUCGAGGACCAGGCGGUCGAUUUGAGCGGACUGGAGAACGACGGGGUUUUUGCCUCGAUCGUAGACUUUGGCACCGGUGUUUUCUCGCAGUGUUCUGAGGUCAUCGGUCUCGAAGUCAACCCCAACUGGUACUGCAUACCCUCAUGCUACAACGGCCGCACAUCAAGCCUCAGAAUAUCGGGCGAACCCAUCCGUCGUCCAUGGGGCGUGAUCCAACCCUCUGAACCAGGCUCCUCUGCAGCCUGGGCCCCUAGCCGACGACUCGACUUCGAGCUCGAAAUGGGCAUCUACGUGUCCAAGCCCCUUCCGCCGGGGCAGAUACUUGACAUCCGCCAAGCCCGUGAUCAUAUCUUCGGUUUCGUCCUUCUGAACGAUUGGUCGGCGCGAGACAUCCAGGGGUUUGAAAUGAGCCCGCUCGGUCCGUUCCACAGUAAGGGAUUUGGAACGACUGAUCUCGCCGUGGGUGGUCACCAUGGAGGCCCUGGUGCCGGUCGCGUGUGA
Molecule: messenger RNA, 606 nt
Organism: Aspergillus melleus
Lineage: Eukaryota; Fungi; Ascomycota; Eurotiomycetes; Eurotiales; Aspergillaceae
Exons: 2
Coding region: 1-606 (201 amino acids)
Biological process (GO): homogentisate catabolic process; L-phenylalanine catabolic process; L-tyrosine catabolic process
Molecular function (GO): fumarylacetoacetase activity
Source: RefSeq, a predicted model, not a curated record